AUGGCAGCAAAAAAGCAUUGGAGGAUGACUUGCCAGCUGCUUCACGAAGCAGAGGUGUCACUGCGCCAGGACACUUCUAUUGUGCUGUACAACUGUGCCAUGCUGUCAGUUGAGGAUUGGCAAAAGGCGGUGUUGCUGCUUGAAGCUGCAACGUUGCAAGAUUUGCAGCCAUCAGUGGUGAGCCUAAAUUCAUUGAUUGCAGCUUGUGCGGCUGCGGCAGCCUGGGAAAAGGCACUGCAUGUUUUCUCGAGCAGUGCAUCGUUGGAGGGCGACUUGACCUCACUGAACAGUGCCAUGACAGCCUGUCGGAAUGCCACCCGCUGGGAUGUUGUGCUGGGGCUUUUCAAGGCUCAGGGCCAUAGACUACCGAUGUCUUCGGAUGUUAUCACCUUCAACAUUAUGGCUGGUGCCUGUGCAGCAGUGCAUCAAUGGCAACAAGCCAUCACUUUCCUACAGGACAUGCUGCAACAUGCGCUGACACCAACAUCAUCAACAUUCAACACGCUUAUGACAGGGUGCGAGCAAGCCCAACAGUGGUGGCGUGCGUUUGUUCUCUAUGAGAAGAUGCAACAUCUUGGAAUUCAGGCUGAUGCCACCACCCACGGUACUUUGCUGUCCGCAAUGGAGCGUGCCAACCACUGGCAGCAUGCGGCCUAUGCUCUUUGCACGGGGGUUUUCUCUAACCGGGCCUUACUCAACGGAGUCCUGAAUGCCUCCAGCAGCAGUGGGCAGUGGGAGUUGACGCUCCAGCUGCUGCAUUCCGGACAUGAGACUGACAUGCUGAGCUUUGGCACAACAGCCCUUGCACUUGCAAAAGGACACCAUUGGCAACAUAUCGUGGCUCUUCUGGAAGGACUAGGCUUUCAGCCAAGGUCCAAAAAGACUCUGAUGCUCAAGACUUUGCAGCUCGCAUUGGAAGAAGGCAAGCCAGAUGCAGAUGACCGCUACAUUGCUGGGCCCGCUGAAGCGCCACUACUCUUGAAGCGGGCACUUCCAGCCCAUACGCCCCUCCUCAUUUUCGGAGACAGCUGGGCGGAGGGCAAUAGUGAAUUGACAUCCGGCCCGCUAGCUGGAGUCAGAGGAUGGCCCAGUCAGCUUGCGGAGCAACUUCGGCUGCGAGUGGAGGGCAAUUUCGCUAGGGGGCAGUCAGCAUCAUCAAGCCUGAUGCUGCAACUGGAGGCAGCCAAAGCUUCUUUGAGUCACCCAAUUUGGAGUGAGUGUUUGGUGAUUGUCCACUCAGGAGGCAAUGAUUUCAUCGGCGCUGAGAAGAACUACAACCCUUUUGCCCAAGGAAACUUCUGGAUCCCGCACGUAACCUUUGGCUUCCGCAAGAAAGCUUUGGAGGUCCUGUCAAACCUGGAAGCCUUUCUCAAGGCUUUGGCAGACCUGGGGUGUCAGAACUUCCUUGUGUCAGAUUUGCCUUUCACUUCUGUGGUGCCAGCGCUUCAGAUGGCUCGCCUGGCACGGGUGAACAAGCGAGGACGCUGGAUGAGCCAAGAAAUGGAGAAGAUGUUAAAGGACAUCCGUGAUUUCUUCCGACACGAAGGGCGUGAACUCCAGAUUGGGCACGUUCGUGAAGCUGAGCUUCUGAAUUUUUUGAUCGGGUCUUUGGGAAGCUGCUGUGCUCGUUGUGGCUUCUUCGUGAGUGACCUCUUCCACCCAAGCACCGAGCUGCAUGGUCACAUGGCAGAGGUCAUUGCAUCGACUGUCAAAGUUGAGCACUGUUCGAAGAAGGAUUGCAAAGAGACUUGCUCAGGUGAGAACAAUGAGCUCAUCAACCAAUCUCCGGCCAAAACCCAGUCAACUGGCAGUUUUUCAAUAUGCUAG
Durusdinium trenchii is the source of this 1827-nucleotide messenger RNA. The record is from the annotation of a GenBank genome assembly. Lineage: Eukaryota; Dinophyceae; Suessiales; Symbiodiniaceae.